AUGGGGAAAGGAAGAAGUAGUUCGAGUGAUGGCAAAAUUGAGGUUGGAAGGACUGAACAAGUUAUUGAUUUGGUCGGUUGGGUGAUGGUUAACGAUUUGAAGAAGAUAUCGGGGAAGCAAAAGAUUGCCUACCUUCCAUACAAGUUUGCGGUGACCGUAUUAGAUAAAUAUAAUAAGGAAGAGAUAUUUGUAAAUGCAUGUGGGCAGCUGAAGGUCGCAUUGAAUGUUCAUGUCGCUUCUUCCCUCUUUUUCUCUUUUUUCAUUUUUCCCUCUCUCCAAAACAUUUUCUUCUCCAAAAAGAUCGUUAUGUUCUCUAAAUCCUAUUGCCCGUAUUGCCUUCGUGCCAUGCAGAUUUUUAGUGAGCUAAAUGAGAAACCUUAUGUUGUAGAGCUUGAUCUCCGAGACGAUAGAGGUAAAAUCCAAUAUGUCCUUCUGGAUUUGAUAGGUCGAAGCACUGUUCCACAAGUGUUUGUGAAUGGCAAGCAUAUUGAAGGCUCUGAUGAUCUCAGAGUUGCGGUCGAUGAUGGUACACUGCAAAGGUUUCUAGCUGCAAGUUGA
Molecule: messenger RNA, 558 nt
Organism: Hibiscus syriacus
Lineage: Eukaryota; Viridiplantae; Streptophyta; Magnoliopsida; Malvales; Malvaceae
Product: glutaredoxin-C3-like
Exons: 7
Coding region: 1-558 (185 amino acids)
Biological process (GO): cellular response to oxidative stress
Cellular component (GO): cytoplasm
Molecular function (GO): glutathione disulfide oxidoreductase activity
Source: RefSeq, a predicted model, not a curated record